Dermacentor andersoni is the source of this 6879-nucleotide messenger RNA. It is a transcript of the gene lute, whose product is annotated as BTB/POZ domain containing protein 3 lute. Gene Ontology annotation, molecular function: protein binding. Gene Ontology annotation, biological process: neurogenesis. NCBI's taxonomy places the organism in Eukaryota, Metazoa, Arthropoda, Arachnida, Ixodida, Ixodidae. The record is from RefSeq and is a predicted model, not a curated record. Gene Ontology annotation, cellular component: cytosol.
CUACGCCACUGCCGAACGUUGUGGGGGGGAUGGAGCGAUGGACGGCGCUGGGCGAUCUCUUGCGCCGCAGUAGCGGCUCUACUAACGCGCAUAGUAAUUACCGGUGACACACGCCGUCGGCAGUGUCACCGACACCGCGACCACCUACUGAAGUCCCACUUCGCAACGCGCUCACGCGUGCGGUGACGCGAUGCGCUCGGCGCGCCCGCCCGCGACUCAUCUAUUCGGUUCGCCACGCGACCUUGAUCGCAAAACAACGCCCCGACCGGACGUCGUUGUCGUCUUGGGUUUGCUAAACAAGACGCAACGGUGCGCGUCGUACUAUGUAUUGUGCGCAGUACGCGUCUCUCAUCGAGGUGGCUACGCAACGCGCAGCCAACGUCGACCGUGGUACCGCGCGAACGUGAAAAGAAACGCAGCGGCAACUACGACUGCCCGUAGCAGACGUGCUACGUCCAACUGUGGCGUCGUCUACAGCUAUCUAUGGAAGCUUGUUUUUUUGCGGGUCUCCCCACACACACACCUACGGCGGACCAUUGCGAUAGCAGGUGACUGUGCUCGGGCCGAUAUACCCGCGGAAAAGCGAACGUGCUGGGAAAGAUCGCCGUGCCGCGCGCAUAUCAGUUCGAGUGCCUUCGUGACGUUGAAACGACGGUAGAACGAGUCCGCGAAACCUCGAAAGCGCGUGCCCUGCGAACGCCCCAGCAAUUUCUUCACGCGCCAGUUUCGGUUUCGUCAGCGCGACACAAGGUGUUCUUCUACUUUUUCAAGAGUCACGCUUCUACUUCUUCAAGUGUCACGCAUAUGUGUCACGCGUCUUAAGAAACUGACGUCCCCGAUGUGCAAGUGAAAAAAAAAAAAGGAAAGUAUACACGCGAACGCCCGGCCGGGAAGCGGAGCCUAUGGUUCGUUCGAAGCGCAUGUACCGCCUGCAGGAACGUCGAGCAGGCCAGCAGCCGGGUGGUGGGGCCGGCGCGCAGUCACCCACCAGCCCCACGCUGCCGCCGCAGCAGCCUCCGCUGCAGUCCGUCUCCCCACCUCCGUACUCGGUGUCUCCUCCACCUGCCUACCUGCAGUGCCCUAGCCCUCCGCCGGGACCAUUACGGUCUCCGGGCGGCUCUAGCAAUGGGUCCGCAUCGUCGUCGUCCGCAUGCGGAGCAAUUGGAGGCAGCGGAGACUCGUUGAGCGCACCACUCCGGCUCGGACCCGGACAGACCCGGGACCCCAACUGGCAGGCGUCGCGGGCGAGCGUGCGGGAGCGUAACGCGGCCAUGUUUCGCAAUGAACUCAUGAGCGACGUGCGGUUUGUGGUCGGGCCCAAGGGACCACUACAGCAGGUGGUGCCUGCGCACCGAUACGUCCUCGCUACAGGAAGCUCGGUGUUCCAUGCCAUGUUCUAUGGCGGACUGGCUGCGCCACCUGGCCAGGACAUUGAAAUACCCGAUGUGGAGCCAGCUGCCUUCCUCGUCCUCCUCAGGUACCUCUACUGCGAUGAUAUCACGCUAGAGGCAGACACCGUGCUGGCCACACUGUACGCAGCCAAGAAAUAUCUGGUUCCCCAUCUGGCCCGGGCAUGUGUUGCCUACUUGGAGACCAGUCUCACCGCUCGGAACGCCUGUGUCCUUCUCAGCCAGAGCCGCCUCUUCGAAGAACCCGUGCUGGCCCAACGGUGUUGGGAGAUCAUCGACGCUCAAGCAGCUCUCGCCCUCUCCUCCGACGGUUUUCCCGAUGUCGACAGGCCCACGCUAGAAGCCGUGUUGUCCCGCGAAUCACUGAACACCCGCGAGGCAGUCAUUUUCGACGCAGCCCUCGCCUGGGCUGGUGCCGAAUGCAGUCGCCGUGGCAUCGAACUCACCCCCGAGAACCGGCGCGAGUGUCUCGGAGAUGCCCUGUACCUUGUCCGGUUCCCUUCCAUGUCCCUUCAAGAGUUCGCAGACGGUGCGGCUCAGUCCGGCAUCCUAACUCUCCGUGAAACUGCGGACAUGUUCUUGCAUUUUGCGGCGAGCCGCAAGCCUGCUGUGCCGUUCCCAAUCCAGGCACGCCUGGGCUUGCCGACGCGCGUCUGCCGCCGGUUCCAGUCCUGCGCUUACCGCAGCAACCAGUGGCGCUACCGGGGCCGGUGCGAUAGCGUGCAGUUCUGCGCAGACCAGCGCAUCUUCCUGGCUGGGUUCGGCCUCUAUGGCUCGAGCAGCGGUGCGUGCGAGUACCGCUCACGGAUCGAGCUCAAGCGGGGCGGAAAGGCGCUGGCACAAUGCGACACCCGCUUCCACUCGGACGGGUCUAGCAGCACCUUCCGAGUCUACUUCGACCACCCCGUCCAGAUUGAGGCCGACACCUACUACACUGCCUCGGCGGUGCUGGAGGGCUCGGAGCUCAGCUACUUCGGCCAGGAAGGCAUGAGCGAAGUGUCGGUGGGCAGCGUCACCUUCCAGUUCCAGAGCUCCUCGGACUCUACCAACGGCACAGGAGUACAGGGCGGGCAGAUCCCCGAGCUCAUUUUUUACGGGGCAGCCAAUCCACCGGAAUCUGCCUCGUAGCCGUGGUGGUGGUGUUCGUGGUGCACAAGGUCGAUAAGUGAUUCUGCACCUGUCCGCUUCCUCCGAGUGUGACCAAGUGACCAACGUUUUCGUGUUACACCAGACUUCCCGCCUUCAUGUUGUAUCCCCAGCCGAGUGGGUGCUGUUCUCUGAAGGUGUACAGCUGAGGAGGAAUGCAAUUGCCCGCUUCACUCCUCCAAAGCAGGUUGAUCAGUGUGCCCACGAAACACACCCUGCCAAACUCCAAGGUGCUCUGGACUCUCUCCUGAACCACUGCCUGAACGUUGUAGCACUGUUUUGCAACCCUUAGAUUGUCCCCUCGGCUAAGAGGUGCAACGUGCUGCAAGAAUGAGUUUGCAUUGGGACCCAAUUCCACAAGGAUUCCUUUUACAUUUAACCCGCGUGUGUGUGUUUUAAUGUUGCAUCUUGUGGUAAAGGGCAGCUAACGACAGAGAAGAUAGAAGUGUGGAGAAAAAGAAAUCAUCAAGGAUACCAGUUUAUUAAGCGUUUAAUUUGGCCAACACAAGUUCCCGUCUAAUCAUGAGCUAGCUGAUGCAAUAAUGAUGUAGAAGAUCAAUUUCCAUUUCUUCUUUUUGCUUUACAUGACGUGAAAAUCACAUCACAUAAUGCGCGAACAAGCACUUGCCGCCACCGAGUUCAUGUGACUGCAAAGCUCUGCAGCCACCCCAUCGCUAAAGUGUGUCCUGCUCACUACUUCACUCACUAAGACGUGGAGGAACCACGCUUCCUUCUAGCAGUGAUGGUUUUAAAUGUCUCUGUCCAGAAAUACGGAACUGUUCAAAGGUGUUCCAGUUUGUCAUCUACUACACGCAGCACCUUAUCUCUUCUGUGUAGCUGACGAAAACAGGAAGCGUUACAGGAAACUGUUGCCACCAAGUAUCACUGUUUUUGUAAAAAAGAAAAUGUCACCGCGAAGAAGUUUCAGCUGUUCCCCACCUUUUCCUAAAACAUCUCCACACGAUGUUUUCUUCACGGAUGCAAUUGAAAAAAAAAAUGUGCAGCUGAUUUACUCUAUUUAAUGCCCUGUGAGCAGCUGCGUGGUGCAAUGAUUGUUGUAAACAACAUACUGUGUUGCCGCCGCCACUUUCUCCCUGUUUGGCCGAGCAGCUGGGUAUCAUUGCAGUGUUGCCAUUUUGUUUGGCAAAGCUGGUUAGAUGCACGAAACAGAGCUGUUUCACCUCAACAGUCACUUGGCGAGAUGCCAGGUAAUAUUUUGUCGCAUUUAUCUGCGCACAAAAGACACAACGCUAGCCAAAUUUUACAAAUGUUGAUGAGGAAAAGAUAAAUUCGAGAGGAAAGCCUCUCUGAUAAGGCCUCGGGCUGUCCUAAACAGUCUUCCCGAGUGAUCUGGCAAUGGCUUUGUUACAGACUUUCUUUCAACCCAGCACAUAUUUAUUCCUCACACAAUUGUAGAGAGAAGUGAGCGCGGAUGCUCUUAAUUGCUACAUUGUGCGCAUGUUCGCAAGAAAGUCUCAACGCGUUCUCAAUAAAUGGCGCCCUGCUUAACCCUGUUAACGCAAGUUACAUUACUCUAUAUACGCCGCUCUCUUCGAGUGGCAGUACCCCCAAGAAAUACGUCCCACCAACAAAGUAGAUCCAAUAACCGAGGUUGUAGUACCAACAAAAAUGGCUUAGCACACCCAAACAUUCAAAGUACUCUGUAGAAAUACCACAGUUGUUACCGUCUCCAGACCAUUUGCAGCGCGCAAUGCCUCGCGUGUUUGUGUUGCUAAGAACAGUGCUCAAAUGAGCGCCGGCCGUUUCGACCCUGGGGCGCAACGUUCGUCUCACAAGGGCCGCAGACGUUGCAGCUAGCUGUGCUUGCGACUCGCACACCGCCUUUUUGCUCACUGCCGCUUAUAACCCAUAGUUUCGAGUUAUCCGUAACGAAAUUCGUAGCUAUUUUUAAUAACCUUCUAAGCGUACGUAUCGAGUAGGAUGUAGUGCAGUUAGGACGCAGGCUUUCUACACUACUGCAUGCAGUGUUUCAAGAUGUCAGCUUAACCAGUCCUGCAUUAAUUUUCAAAUCGCCAAGUGUAGCAUGUACUACCGCAGAGGCCAGUAGUCACUGGCUAAAGUGAAACUGCGGGGAAAUUAGUGUGUUUUACUGUGAAACUUAUUCCAAUGUGUACAAGUGUGUUCAGAGGCAAGUGAUUUGCUUGCAGCAUUCUACACCGUCAAACGAUACAGACUCCUCAAGGUCAAUUGAUGAUGUUGCACAACUUUUAAGAAGAAUUUAAAACAUUUUCAUCUCCCUUUCCUCCUAAGUAGGGUACAUGAAAUUUUUGUCAAGGUUUUUGUGCAACGUCUCUUGGAAGCGUGGCGCCUUUAGCCUUUCUUAAACGCACAUCUCGCCCAAUUAAGUGGGACAUUCUCAAAGCGUGGGUGUGACAGUCCUCGCCAUAACUUAGUCCUCCAUUACAUCAUGUAGCCUGGUAUGUAAUAGAUGAUGUGAUUGGCAAACAGAAACCGAAGGCAGACCCAAAAGUCAAUAUUUACUAAAGACAUUCACACUACCAUCCUCCUCAAUGCAAUAAGAAGCUAAGGUAUGAAGUGAUGAAAUCUUUAGAAAGGACAUAGUGGCUAUUGUUACUUGGAUGCAUUUCAGGCUGCAAAAUAGCGUCAAAUUUUACAGGUGUGCAAAAAAAAGGUAAAGCAAAAAUGUGUAGUGUCUAUGCACACAUGACACGCUUAUGGCCAUGGAUGCCGUGGAACAGUUUUUAAUUGUCCUCAACAGCCUGGGGUAUUCAUACCUUCUUUUGAGUAAUGCAUGCUGGUGUAUGUUACUAUCAAGUAGCAAAAAUGGAGGGAAAACAAACUUAGACACUGUUUUCAAAUGACUAACUACUUGCCCUGGACUGCAAAACACCAAUUCACCUUGAGGUCGUGCACAUGGGCAGCUGUGUUGUGAAACGUUCAAACAGGCCAGAGACAAGUAGACCACCACAAAAUGACCAUUUUGUGUUUGUUUGUUUGCUUGUUCUUCUACUUGAGUGCCCGCGCAAGUUCACUGUACAUUUACGCCUUUUACAUUUGCUCUCUGAAUUUGUGGAGGGGUUUUAACGUGUACGACAACGGAGUGCGCACAAAGGUUGUGACCGUCCCUUAGCGAGCAAGCGCAGUUCUGCCUUGCUCAUUAGCCAAAAAUGCGAGCUUUGGUUUACCCGUAACAAGGGGCACAGCGUAUUCUCUUAAUAACUCGUUCUAGGAGAGGAGCCCCGAAACUUUGGUGCCCUUUGUAGUCACUUGCCGACUGUGCCAAGUCGCAGCUGGCGCUGUUCGGCCGUCGUGAAAAUUAAAGCCAUCACGGGCUGGUUUUCCUUCUGGAACAGUCUUGGGUGCUCAGAGACAGAUCGGUGAAAAAAAAUUAAAUAGCCCUCUCAAGCACGGUAUCUCCAUACAGAAACAAAGCUUGUUUUUUGAUGUUCCGACUAGUGGUGACAAGACAAAAAUAGCUUAAAUGUAGUUCUGAAUGUAAACGUAAUCCUCUGUUAACUGUAAACAAUAUCGUAAGCCACUUUAGUAUGGAGAAUAAUGCAAAACAAGGUAAUUUUAAGAGGUGCACUGCUGGGUUGGAUGAGAAGUUCAGCGUGUUGCUCAGCAUUAUUUUAUCAAUUUAUUUAUUUAUUUAUUUAUUUGUUUGUUUGUUACAUAGUGCAAACUCGAGGUCCAAGCAUGCGUCGGAAGAUCUUGCAUCAGAGGGCCCUCUGCUGGGUAGUAACCAGCGCAUCUACUUGUGACAAAUAUUUUAGUCCUUUUCGUGAUGUACAAGAGGUCAACAUCUGUAGAUCAGUUUAUUUUUUUUAAUUGUAGUGGCUUGUCUGAUGCGACUUUAAAUAUUCAUGCUACAGGUAAGAAAUUUUUUUUUUUUUAACAAACACUCGGUCAUAAUUCGCGACUUCAGGGGUUAGCAGUAGCGCUGCUGUGAUGAACGUGGGCAUGAUGAGUGCUUCACAUGCCGGACCGAGCCCCUGACAACAUGACAUCUAAAACCAUGAUGUUCUUAUUGUAAAAGGACCAGCAGCUAAAACCCUAGAAGUGAGAUAACUGCAAUGGCGAUGUGGGCUGUUUCGGGGCCCCCCUCCUUUUUUACCAAACAAUUCCUUGUUGACCGCCAAGCCCGAUGUCCAGUCUGUGAAACGUAACAACCAAAGGUUCUUGGUGGACAACUGUGGCUCUGCCCACACCUGUUCGGCUGUCCGCGUGUUUCAACUAUGCACUGUUGACUGUUUUCCCGAGUAGGACGCCCGCUGUAACGAAAAGGCCAAGGCAGAACCGUUCCAACAGAAUGCAAUAAUAAAAGCCCUGUACAGCCUGCAAG